Molecule: messenger RNA, 2101 nt
Organism: Aspergillus alliaceus
Lineage: Eukaryota; Fungi; Ascomycota; Eurotiomycetes; Eurotiales; Aspergillaceae
Product: ribosome-associated complex protein SSZ1
Exons: 5
Coding region: 112-1794 (560 amino acids)
Biological process (GO): protein folding
Cellular component (GO): cytosol; nucleus
Molecular function (GO): ATP-dependent protein folding chaperone; ATP binding
Source: RefSeq, a predicted model, not a curated record
CCGAGGCGGAGUCCGAAUUGUGUCCCAUUUUCUAUCUCCAUUCUCUCCAUUUCCUUUCCUUCUCUUUCUCCUUUUUCUUCCCUCUAACACAUUCCCCUCACAUAAUUCACAAUGAGUGACCAAACAAACGGCGCCCCCGAGCGUUUUGCUAUCGGUAUCUCUUUUGGCAAUACCUCUAGUUCCAUUGCCCGCAUUAACCCUGAGGGCAAGCCCGAGGUUAUCGCCAACGAGGAAGGAGACCGUCAGAUUCCUUCCGUCCUCUCUUACAUUCAGGGUGAAGAAUACCACGGUACUCAGGCCAAGGCCCAAUUGGUCCGCAACUCCCAGAAUACUGUCGCAUAUUUCAGAGAUUACCUUGGCAAGGACUUCAAGUCGAUAGAUGCCACACCAUGCCACAACUCGGCGCACCCUCAGCCUCACGAGUCCACCGUUGCUUUCUCCAUUGUGGACUCCGAGAGCGAGACCCCUAGCACUGUCACCGUCUCCGAGAUUGCGACCCGCCAUCUCCGUCGUCUGAAGCAGUCCGCUUCUGACUACCUGGGUAAGGAGGUCAAUGCCGCUGUCAUCACUGUGCCUACCGACUUCUCCGAUGCCCAGCGUGAGGCCUUGGUUGCCUCCGCCAACGCUGCUGGCCUUGAGGUCCUGCAGCUCAUUCACGAGCCCGUCGCCGCUGCCCUGGCCUACGAUGCCAGACCCGAGGCUACUGUUACUGAUAAGCUUGUUGUCGUGGCCGACCUCGGUGGUACCCGCUCUGAUGCUGCUGUUCUCGCUUGCCGUGGUGGCAUGUACACUAUCCUCGCCACUGCCCAUGAUUACGAAUUGGGUGGAGCCUCUUUGGACAAGAUCAUCAUCGACCAUUUCGCCAAGGAAUUCAUCAAAAAGCACAAGACCGAUCCCCGCGAGAACGCCCGUGGUCUCGCUAAGUUGAAGCUUGAGGGCGAAGCUGCCCGUAAGACCCUGAGCUUGGGUACCAACGCCAGCUUGAGCAUUGAGAGUCUCGCAGACGGCAUUGAUUUCGGCUCCACCGUCAACCGUACUCGCUACGAACUUCUCUCCGCCAAGGUCUUUGCCCAGUUCACUAGUCUGAUCCAGCAGGUUAUCCAGAAGGCUGGCUUGGACGUCUUGGACAUUGAUGAGGUCAUCUUCUCUGGUGGUGCCUCUCACACCCCCAAGAUUGCCCAGCUCGCCCGCAACAUCUUUUCCGAGAAGACCCAGAUCCUCGCCCCCUCCACUCUUACUGGUGCUAUCAACCCCUCUGAGCUCACCCCCAGGGGUGCCGCUAUCCAGGCCUCUCUCAUCCAAGAGUUCGAGAAGGAGGAUAUUGAGCAGUCUAUCCACCCCAUGGUCACUGCCACUCCCCAUCUGAAGAACGCCAUUGGUGUUGAGUUCACCUCUGGUGAAGCUAUCGAGUUCAAAGCUCUCCUGAACGCUGAGACUGCCCUCCCCGCUCGUCGCAUCGCUCAGUACAACGCCCCCAAGAACGGUGGCGAUGUCCUCAUACGCGUCUGCGAGGGUGUCCGCGAGAUCAAGGUCACCAAGCCCGAGCCCAAGCCCAAGGAUGAGAAGCCCGAGGAUGAUGAGGACUCCGACUUCGACUCCGACGAAGAGGAGGAAGAUAUCCGUGAGCUCGUCUGGAAGACCGAGAAGCCCAUUGCCGAGCUUGCUGUCAAGGGUGUCAAGGCCGGCAGCAAGGUUGAGUUGAUGGUCCACGUCAACGCCGACCUGGGCUUGCAAAUCACCGCUCGGGAAGUCGGCGGCCAGAACGCCGUCCGUGGUAGUGUCCAGGGCCCUUAAGUGCCUUGUCACCGGUAAUAUAUAACGUAUUUUCCUCUAUCUAUCCCAACAACAUGACGGUUAAUGCUUUGCUCCUUCCAUGGAUUUUAUUAGAACCUCAAAAUUUUAUUAGACAUCAUGCAUCUCUUUUCCCACCGCGGUAAAUGACAGACGUCCCUAUCUCUGUUUCCGCAUCCUGUCUUGCUAUGACUGUUUGAUGAUGAAUGUAUCAAUGAUGGUUUCGUCAAAAAGUAUAUAGAGAGGCCUAGACUCUAGAAAUUUGGAAUCUCUUUGCAGAACGAUACUCCCUUUCUUUCAACCUCACAGC